Messenger RNA from Leptosia nina, 558 nucleotides. NCBI's taxonomy places the organism in Eukaryota, Metazoa, Arthropoda, Insecta, Lepidoptera, Pieridae. The record is from the annotation of a GenBank genome assembly.
AUGUCACAUCUUCCUGAAAGCCUCGAUGAAGAAAUAAGAGAACUUUUAGAAAAUUAUAAAGAUAAAAAGGCUACGAUAUACGAACCAUGUACUCAAAAGAAUUACAAAGAAUGUUUGAUUGGGCUUUCCGAGGGCUGUUUAGGCAAAUUAAAGGAUAAAUUGAGCACAGAAAAAAAUGAAUCAAGAGCUUGCGUUGCUUCUGCUCAACGAGUUUCUGAUCAUUCUAAUGAUUUGUAUCAAAAGCUUAUAGAAACUCGAGCCAAGCUACUUCAAACUGUUAAACAAAAGGAAGCUAAUGAAAAGUCCCUCCAGAAUAAAAUAGCCAAACUGACAAUGGAAAAUGAAAAAUUAACAGAUAGACUACGAGGAAAAUCUAACACGUUUAUAUCGCAUGCUGACUCUUGUGAUGCAACUCUAACUCAAUUGAAGGAAAGAAAUAGGAAACAAAGGUCCAUAAUAGCACAACUUCAAGCCAACAAUCAAGAACUGCUAAAUGAAGUGCUCUCAAUGAAGGAAGAACUUAUUUUAGCUGGUUUAAAUGAUAUAGGCCUUAAGUAA